Nasonia vitripennis (jewel wasp) is the source of this 1860-nucleotide messenger RNA. RefSeq lists its product as uncharacterized. Bases 155 to 1366 code for a protein of 403 amino acids. NCBI's taxonomy places the organism in Eukaryota, Metazoa, Arthropoda, Insecta, Hymenoptera, Pteromalidae. The transcript has 2 exons. The record is from RefSeq and is a predicted model, not a curated record.
UAGUUAUUCUAAAUUUUUCCUCUAUAUUUUAAAUAAAAUUAACCAUUAAGUAAAAUUAUCGUAUUGCACGUGACUUAUGAUUUGUUUUUAAACUCCAUAAAAAUUUAAUACACAUAUUUCCAUUGCAGAUAAUACUAAAGUUCAAUUUCCAACAAUGACAGUCUUUCAAGCUCUGCUAAUUGCACUAAGCCUCUUGCACGUUCGUGCUUAUGUUUUAUUUACCAUCGAAGACCCUAAACACAAGCACAACGUCACCGAAGACUGGAAAAUCGUUCGUCACAUCCACAUGUCACAUCCUCUGGUUGUCAAGGUCAAGGAUAGCCUUGUUCACAUUCUGGAUUCGAAGGAUAACAUGGACCACGCUAUACAGUUCGAAUCCGAGGACUUCGACACCUGUAGAGUACCUCUAAACUUAGCCCAUCCUAUGAGGUAUCCACGACGAGCCACUAGUCUCGGCAACGGGAAGGUCGUCGUCUGGCUGCUUAACUAUCGGCUGACGGCCUACAAGCACGUGGCCGAGUGGAGAUUCGUCGUAGUGGAGCCUUGGAGCUGUACUUAUCGGAAAUUCGAGAUAGCAGACGUAGAUCCCUUUCCAGUUGAUGUCGUCGACGUAAUCGGCUACGAAGAUACGCUGGAUGUACUCAUUAGACCCUUGCGAAACGACGAGUCGAAUAACACUUACGUUUACAGGUACAACGAGAAUGGUGAACCGGUGUCGUCAGUGAUUGGGUCUGUCAUUCCAGAUACUGAUUCUUAUCCGUUCUACCAACCCGACACAAUACGAUUAUAUCCCUUAAAGGAACAUGACCGUACAGAAGGUUUCUUCUACGUCCAAGUUAAACCAGAAACCAACACGACUGCCUUGAAACGCCUGAACUCCAACUUUGAGGUUAUGUUCAAUACCACAUUGCAGCACUCAACAUUUCGCGGCUUCGGCACGGACGACUACUCGGUAUCGCACCACGGCUUCACUACUUGCCACUCGAGGGAGGAAAAUAAUUUCCGCUUUCUUCACUGUAUACUUCUAAACGAUAAACUGAAACAGAAGACAAACGUUACGUUGAGUCAUGACAACUACUCAGACUUUUUUGAGAACAUAGCGCACUUGGUCACGAAAAACUUGUCAGGAAAUGAGGGUGUGCUGCUGACUUUUGCUGUAAGGAUAAAUCAUCAACCAAAAACGCCGAUUUACGUGCAGAAAAUUAAUAACGACGGGCGAGUUAGUGAACCAAAACAAAUAGGCAAAGUCUAUUGUGAAAUCUAUGAUUUGAAGACUUUUGAAAUGAGUGACGAUACGUAUUGUAUUGCUAUUAGUUGCGUCGAGACGCUUCAUACGAGAUGUAUAAAUUUAAAAGAUUAUUCUUAAAUAACGAAUAUUAUUAAAAAAAUUGUAUGUUUUGAUCAGUAUAAGUUAUUUUAUUGGAAUUAUAAAUAAUUAUCACGUUGUUUAUAAGGAAUCCAUCGUAAAUUGACAAAUAUAUCAAUACAUAUUCAUUUUUAAUUCCUUUUUUACUACUGCCCGAAUCCAGCAGUAGACGGCGAAGUAUAAACGAAUAACCAGUAAAAGUGACGAUACAGCUUCUUUGAAAAAAAAAUUAUUUACUAUGAUUCUACGAGAAUGCUCAUUUAAAGAGAUUUUCGAAUUAAAAAUAACUGACAAACACGACUGCAAUCCUUACACAUCCAAUGUACUGCCAUCUCUCCUCAAAACAUAAUUACGGCUUGGAUAUUAAAUUGAAUGAGAUCAACUUACUCUCCUAUUGGGUCCAAGAAGUAGUUUGUUAAACUAAAUACAUCUUAUUUGCACGCGUAUACACUAUACGUCCAGCAGUACUUAAGCCGACACAUCUCUUAACUGAG